AUGACUGUAGUUGGGGAUAUCAUUGAUGCACGUUCUUGGCACACAGCUGUUUUAGCUCCAGAUGGUAAAGUUAUAAUAUACGGAGGUGCUAACAUGAGUGAUGCAAUGUCAAGGCCAGCUAUGGUCUUGUUAGAUACAAACAGUAGUUCAUAUUCUUGGUCAAUUCCUAAAAUUCCACCCAAUUCACCUCCACCACUAAUGAGACAUUCUGCUAAUUUGGUUGGAAAUUACAUGAUAGUGGCCUUUGGGUCAUUAAGUUUGUUCACACAAUCAUCUAGUGAAAUCUAUUUAUUUGAUACCCAUACAUAUACUUGGGUAACAAGAUUUGACCAACAAUCCAACUCUUCUACUACCACAAACAGUAUAAGUGUAGGUGCUACUCUAGGUGCCAUUAUUUUAAUAGGUGCAGUGGCAUUUUUGAGUUAUCAUUAUUAUAAAAAGAAAAAAUUUAAAAAUGUUUACCUUACACCAGGUAGUAAUAUGACAAAUUAG
Entrophospora sp. SA101 is the source of this 492-nucleotide messenger RNA. The record is from the annotation of a GenBank genome assembly. Lineage: Eukaryota; Fungi; Glomeromycota; Glomeromycetes; Entrophosporales; Entrophosporaceae.